Molecule: messenger RNA, 783 nt
Organism: Rhodotorula toruloides NP11
Lineage: Eukaryota; Fungi; Basidiomycota; Microbotryomycetes; Sporidiobolales; Sporidiobolaceae
Exons: 3
Coding region: 1-783 (260 amino acids)
Source: RefSeq, a predicted model, not a curated record
AUGCUCGCCAGCUGGAUUGGACCGCACAUCACCGGACAGUACGACCUGACGUUCGUACCCGUCGCCCUCCCAACCGCUCUCGUUCGCGCUCUCCUCCCCGCCGAGUGGCAGCGAGACGACGCCUUCUUGACGCCAGAGGAGCUCGCGGGACAUGGAGUGGACUUGCCGGUGCUCGAGGGCAAGCAGUGGGUCUGCAUCGAGGCGGGCAAGCAGCUCAACAGCGGCGUCUCGCUCCCUCUGGGUCGUCGCUCCUUCCUCGAAGCGAAGCUCGAGAUCCCCUUCCUGCGACACCCAGAGAAGCAGGACAACCUCCCCUUCACCUUCAAACAGACGAUGCUCUUCUCCUCCCGCCUGAUCCAGUUCUCUGCCGCACACUUGACCGGCCUGCGCUCGCACCACGUUGUCUGCAUCACAACGGAGGACUCGUUCGAGGCGAUGGACUUCAUGAAGGUCACCGUCAACGGCGAGGCGGCGGUUCCCGAGGGACAGAGGUGGACGGAGGAUCUUGCGAGGAAGGUCAUGACGGGCUGGUGGGUCGGCGACAAUACUGGACACGCCGCGACGAAGUUCGUGAUGUCGACGGUUACUCCGCCUCAUCCUCGCCCGCAACUCUCUGUCCGUCUCAACCUCCCCGCCUUCACGCAGCUUCCCCUCGACAAAGCCAAAGAGCUGUGCGCGGGCACGCUCGACCUCGAGGAGAACGGCUGGGUCGAACUCGCCGCCGCUGGAUUCGCCAUGAGCGAGCAGACAAAGAUGGAGGUCGUCUCGCUCGCUUCGCUUUGA